GCUGUGGCGGUGGAAAGAAGGUCAGAAACAGACUAUGAGGAAAAUAUCGAACACAAACUGCUGAACUGCUUUGCUACUGAAGACACAGAUUUACACAGAAUAAACACAGAUGUUCAGAAGUUGGAGGAAGUCAGAUUUUUGCCUAAAUCUGCAGAGGGCUCGGAUGGUGAGCGAUGUCUUGUACCAACACUUUCCCUGGAGUUCGAGCCGCUUAGGUCAGAGUUCAGACCUCUCGAUCGUCGCGCCAACCAGCAACAUCAUGGCAAACUGCAGGACUUGAUCACAAAUACAACAUCACUUGACAAAGAACUAUACAUAAAACAACAGACUACUGGGAUUCAUUCACAUCAUCCUCCCCUCACUCCAUCCUUUCCCCAAAAAAGAAAAUGUGAUGUUUUCCACCAUCAAUGUGUAAGUCCACUCCUGAAGAGCCAUAAAAAAAGUCGCCCUCCAAAGUGGGAACCGCCACGUUCCUCACCAUGGACAGUGGUGGAAGGAGGCGUCAGCGAGGUGAAGAAAAUCAGAUUUCAACCAUUCAUUUCUGGAUGCCCAACAUCAUCAGAAGAACAGCAGUUUAAAAUCACUCCGAAGACAGAUGUUAGGUUUAAAAUCCCUACACAAUCACAUGUUCUGGAGCGAACUCAGCCCGUUAGUCAGAGCAAACUGGAAAAAUCCUCCAAUGAAAUGGGAAAGAUUGCGCCGAAACAGAACCUCUUUUCCAAACUGUGCAAACGUAGGUUGGCCAAAUUGAGGAUCGAUCCAGCCAUCGACGGUCUAAAAGGUUUUCAUGACAUAGUUACGACUAGUGAGCUACAAACUCACUCCAAGGCUGGCUCACACCCUACAAGCCUGACAUCCGAUGGCAGAAUAAAGGAUGCUGGGAGGCUGAACCCAGAGGAGAGAAUGCACAUGCUGAAGCAGGCUGGGCAGGCAGAGGUGGUGGUGCUAACAAUGAUGUUUCAGGAUGGAGCAACUCAAUUAGAUCAUGAACAAAAGCUUGCUCCAGCAGUGUGUGGCCUCCUUGUGCUGAUGAAGAAUGAUCUUUGCUGUACCACACCUUGUUGGUCACUGGGGCCGAAUGACAGCCUGGUCUACUUAAAACUAGAGCACAACCCUCCAUGGGCACAACAGCAACUUCAGCACACUCAGCAGCCUUUUACCAGAGAUAUGAUACUAUGUGUGCUGUCAAGGUCAAAACUGGUGGUUUGCUAUAAAGCCAAGGAUUUUCUUCGUACAGUUCUGCUGUUAUACAAACAGGAUCUAAGCUGGAAACGAGUGGCAGGUUGUCAGAUCCAAGAUCCACGGGUUUCAGGGUGGCUGCUGGAUCCUACUGAUCCCUCCUCCUGCUUCAAAGACCUGCUUAAUAAACACUGCAAAAAGCCACGUGCAACACCCUCCCUGAGUCCUGACAAGGUUUCUCAUAUCAUCUCAAGUCUCUAUUGGCUCUUUGACCUUAAUCUGGCCUUAUGCUCUAAACUACAGAGCCAUGGCUUGUGGGAACUCUACUCAGAAAUAGAACUGAGAAUGAUCACUGUUCUUGCUGUCAUGGAAAGCCACUGCAUCUAUGUGGACAAAGGAGCACUUAAGAGGACUUCAGACCUGCUUGGGACUAAACUGAAACAGCUGGAGCAGGAGGCCCACAAAGCAGCUGGGGAAAUAUUCUUGGUGACCAGCAACGCUCAGCUACGAACAGUACUGUUUGAGAAGCUGCGCUUACAGGAGCGCUGCGAGAACAAGAAGCUUCCCAAGACCAUCAACAAACAACAACAGUCAACAUCAGAGGCAGCGUUGCUGCAGCUCCAGGACCUUCAUCCUCUGCCAAAAAUCAUCCUGGAGUACCGACAGGUCCACAAGAUGAAGUCUACGUUUGUUGAUGGGAUUUUGUCAUGUAUGAAGAGCAAGAACUACAUUUCUUCUACAUGGCACCAGACGAGUGCUGUGACUGGGAGAAUAUCAGCCAAACACCCUAACUUCCAAGCCUUGCCAAGGCAGCCGCUUCAAAUCAGCCAGAACCAGUACAUUCAAGGAAAGGAGGAGGAGGUUGUGACGAUUCAUCCUCGAGACAUGUUCAUUGCCCGGGAGGGCUGGACUUUUCUUGCUGCGGACUUCUGCCAGGUGGAGCUCCGCUUGCUGGCUCACUUCUCCUCGGACCCGGAGCUGCUCCGCAUUUUUACCGACCCGCAGGCCGACGUCUUCACCAUGCUGGCCUCUCAGUGGAAAGUGGUGGGUGUUGAUGAGGUGACUCCUGAAGACAGGGAGCAUGCCAAACGCAUCGUGUAUUCGGUGGUUUAUGGAGCAGGCCGUGAACGUCUGUCAGGGAUUUUGGGGGUGAACGUUGAGCAGGCUAGUCGUUUCCAGGACAGUUUCCUCCAGACCUACAGAGAAGUCCAGGCGUUCAUCCAGAGAACCAUCCAGCAGAGCCACAAGCAAGGUUAUGUGGUGUCGUUAAUGGGACGCCGACGUCUCCUUCCCCACAUCAGCUCCCCAGACUGGGGGAUCCGCAUGCAGGCUGAGAGGCAGGCCGUCAACUUUGUGGUUCAGGGCUCUGCUGCUGAUCUCUGUAAGAUGGCUAUGAUCACCAUGUUUAACCUGGUCUCCUCCUCCAGCUCGCUCUCUGCCAGGCUUUUAGCACAGCUUCAUGAUGAGCUCCUUUAUGAAGUGGAAGAUUCUCAGGUGGAGCAGUUUGCAGGUUUGGUGAAAAGCACCAUGGAGUCCCUUCAGUACAUCCACCAUGUCGGAGUCCAUCUGACGGUACCCCUGAAGGUGGCGGUCUCCAUUGGCAAGUCCUGGGGAUCCAUGUCAGAGCUUCACACUCCGCCUUCUGUCUCCUGAAUCUUCCUCUGCACCUCCGACACCAAGAUAAAUGAUCUAAUCUCCUCCUUUCUUAUGGCCCGAGUUUUUUCCAUUGACCCUUCUGCUGGCUACACACUCAUGUUUUGACCCUUACUUGGUCUCUUAUCCUGUUCAUCUCUCUCAGCUUCCAGUUUCUGCCUCCUCCUUCACUCAUCCAGCAUCCAGGUUGCUAUGGAAACGAGGCAGCUGCAGCUCGUGGUUCUUGCCUCCACUCUUUCUGUUUCUGGGGGCAACCGCUGACUGGAUUGGACCAGUUCUGUUCUCUCUCUCUCUCUCUCUCUCUCGUCCACCUCCUCCUGUUCUCCCACUCAUUUUCACUCACGCACACAAACAUCUCGUUAGGACUAAAAAUGUUUCCUCUGCCUCGUUACCAAGGUGAAGUUUUAUGUUUUAAAGAGGUCUCGAUGUUCAUUGGUUCCUAAAAUUGGUUGUUAGUUGAGCUUCUAGAUAUAACCAAACAUUUUUUAGUCUCUAUCGUUAAUAUAUUUUUGAUGCUGAGACUUUUGGAUUUACUUAAACACUGCAGAUUUUCACCCCCAAGUUAAUUUUUUAAGCUAAUUUAAAAACCAUCUUUUAUUAUUCCCAUAUUUGAUGCUCUGAUGAAAGAAGUGUAGUCCAUAAUGGAUAUUUCACAAGAGAAAUUUGAGCCCAGGGAGUGAAUAGACUCCAUGAAAUCUUGGUUCGUUCAGUUUCCAGUAAACUUUACCUUUCGUUGCAUGUGUUAACGUGAUUUAAAGCAGUUGAUCUAAUUUUUGCUCGUCUUUGAGC
Messenger RNA from Xiphophorus maculatus (southern platyfish), 3621 nucleotides. It is a transcript of the gene poln, whose product is annotated as DNA polymerase nu. Lineage: Eukaryota; Metazoa; Chordata; Actinopteri; Cyprinodontiformes; Poeciliidae. The transcript has 24 exons. The record is from RefSeq and is a predicted model, not a curated record. Gene Ontology annotation, biological process: double-strand break repair; DNA-templated DNA replication. Gene Ontology annotation, molecular function: DNA binding; DNA-directed DNA polymerase activity. Bases 685 to 2832 code for a protein of 715 amino acids.